Molecule: messenger RNA, 2348 nt
Organism: Aricia agestis (brown argus)
Lineage: Eukaryota; Metazoa; Arthropoda; Insecta; Lepidoptera; Lycaenidae
Gene: trbd
Product: ubiquitin thioesterase trabid-like
Exons: 16
Coding region: 372-2255 (627 amino acids)
Biological process (GO): protein deubiquitination involved in ubiquitin-dependent protein catabolic process; protein K29-linked deubiquitination; positive regulation of Wnt signaling pathway
Cellular component (GO): cytoplasm; nucleus
Molecular function (GO): K63-linked polyubiquitin modification-dependent protein binding; cysteine-type deubiquitinase activity
Source: RefSeq, a predicted model, not a curated record
CACAAUUUACAAAUUUAUUUGUCAAAAUACCGUUUUAAACAUAAUUAUUUUAAUUCUUAUUAAUUCUUCAAUGUUUUUCUAUAUCUCCCAUAAUCGUUCAGUUAGUUCGUUUACAAGUGUACACCAGAAAAUUGUAGAUAGAAAUUUAUAGCAGGUUGGGCCGACGACAUUGAGCAACUAGCAAAUCAAAAUCUUAUGUCGAGUGAGUGAAUCGUGUUGCAUUACGUUCUUGACCUUAGGGCAGCGAUGUUUCCGUGCAUUUCGCAUCAUGCAGAUUAGCUCACGGCGCCAACGUCUCUCGUCAGUCGUCCAGCUGUGAGCGCAGUGAAUAUGAGAUCACUGUAGCAACGGUCUCCCUGCUUAGUGGUACAAUGAGUGAGGAAGUGCAAAAUGAGAGUACUAAAACGAACACAAGUGCCGUCGCCUCUACGGAGACAGAGGCAGAGGAAGGGCAGGUGGACGCUGCAACACACGUGUCUCAGACCAGCCUCGCUCAGGUGACAGACUGUGCGGUGGCAGCACCACCCGGCGACAAUGGGGCCAAGUGGACCUGUGAGAUGUGCACUUAUGAGAACUUCCCUUUGUCCAGAAAGUGCACCAUGUGUCGGACCCCCAAGCCGUCGCUAGGAGAAGACAUAUUUAGGUUACAAGACGGAGCCAGCGCCCUGCCCCCGCAGGACAUAUGCGGCGCGGAAGCCGUGACGGAAAGACUGAAGCCCCUGCGGAUAUCCUCCCCGCAGGGGCAGCCCAGCGCCUCCGCUGCCAAGUGGCCGUGCGCUACGUGCACGUACGAAAACUGGCCGCGGUCGCUGAAGUGCGCGAUGUGUAACGCGCCCGCCCCCCCCGCAGCCGCCGCCGCGCCACCCGCGCCCGCGCCCGCGCCGCAACACGAGCGGUUGAGCGACACGAUCAACAGCGAGGCGGCUAGUGAGGACGGCCGCCGCAAGCGUCGCGCGCAGCCCGACUGGCUCUGGCUGCAGGCGUGUAUAGGUGUGGUAGAGGGCGACGCGCGGCGCGUGGACGCGUACCUGGCGGGCGGCGGCGACCCGGCGCGCGCGCUCACACCCGCCGAGCUGCCGCUGCUCGACCGCGCCUCUGCCUUCGACGCCGGACACACGCUCGUGCACCUCGCCAUACGGUUUCAAAGACAAGAGAUCCUGUCGACACUCCUCUCCCGGAUAUCCGGCGGCGGGCCGGGACUCAAGCGGUCACCCUCCUACAUAGCUCCCGACUUGGCGUCCGCGAUCCGUCGUCACAUGGCGAACUGCGUGCGACACAAGAAGGGCCCCUUCCCCUGCCGGUAUAUAAACGAGUUCUGCACAUUCUCCCUGCCAGCCGAGAUCGAGGAGUUACCGGCGGCGAUCCAGGAGCAGCUGUUCUCGGAGCUGCUGGACCGCGAGGCGCAGGCAGCGCUGGAGGCGGACCCGCUCUGGCCGGAGCUCGCUGACGGCUCGCGGCUGCACGCGCUGUGGAACAGAUCUGCUGGCGACUGUCUGCCGGACGCGGUGUGCCAGGCGGCGUACGGCGUGUCGGACCGCGCGAACGUGCUGCGCGCCGCGCUCGCCGACACGCUCGCCGCCUGCCGACCCAUGUACGCGCGCUGGGCCGCCUGGGAGCGCGCGCAGGCGGCGCGGCUGCACUACUCGCCGGAGGAGGCGCAGCUGCGCGCGGAGUGGGCGCGGCUGGCGGCGGCGGCGGCACGGCCGGGCGCGGCGCUCAGCCCGCUGCACGUGUGGGCGCUGGCGCACGUGCUGCGCCGCCCCCUCAUCGUCUACGGCGUCGAUGUGGUGCGAAGCUGGCGCGGCGAGGCGCUGGGGUACGCGGGUUUCCGCGGCGUGUACCUGCCGCUGCUGUGGGACGCGGAGUGCUGCAGCCACUCGCCGCUCGCGCUCGGCUACACGCGGGGACACUUCUCCGCGUUAGUGCCGCUAGAGGACGGCUGCGAGGCGUGCGCGUACCUGCCGCUGUCGGACGCGCGCGGGCGGCCGCUGCCGGUGCCCUACCUCACGCCGGAGGAGGCCGCCGCCGAGACCGCCGUGCUGCGCCGCUGGGCCGCCGCCAGGGAGGUGGGCGGCGUCCUGUGCGCGCGCGUCCGCCUGCCCCCGCGGCCGCUGCUCGCCGCACAGAUGCUGGAGGAGUGGCUCAACCACUACCGCCGCCUGGCGCAGCAGCACUGCGCCCCCCACCCCCACCCCCCGCACACGCCGCACGCACACAUCGACCUGUCAUCCGACGCGGACACCGACGACGAGUAGCCUAGCCGGGACGUAGAUACUGACGAUGAAUAGGCUAGCCAGGAUGUACCAUCGAGGAAAUUGAUUCCUAUGCAUUUGAGAGACCAACGUCAU